AUCUCAAUAAACAAAAUGGCUAUCUGUAAUAUUCUACAUGGAAAAUGCAUGCAUCUCUGCAUCUGCACCACCAAACCAAAUCCAGACUUAACUUCACAUCUCUCUUGUGGUUUUGAAUUGGGACACACUUGCGCAAGUACUGCCGGCACCAUGGUGAGAGGCCUGGGUGGUGCCUCUUGCACAAGAAACUUAAGCUCAUAAAAAGAGGCUGUGCAAGUUUUGCCUGUCAGAGGGUCUUUCAUAUUUACAGGCAGCAACUGCAGAUCAUUCUCCAACAACCAACGACUUCUCCCCGGGAUGAAAAAGAAGCUCAUCCUCGAUGUGGACACAGGGGUGGAUGAUGCGCUGGCCAUCAUGAUGGCCUUGUCAGCACCUGAUGUGGAGAUACUGGGGAUCACCUGCUGCCAUGGAAACACCCCCCUUGAGAAAGUCCUGAAGAACACCCUCCGGGUUUUAAAGGCGUGCAACAGGCUGGAUAUCCCAGUGUACGCAGGAUGCUCGCAACCACUCCUGUCCAACAAGCAACAUGCCAGCGAUUACCAUGGGAAGGACGGGCUGGGUGAUGUCCCAGAUCCAGAUGCUCCGGGAUUGGAACUGGUACAGAAGAAAAAUGGUGUGAAGGCCUUAAUCAAAAUGGUCAAGCAGAACCAAGGAGAGGUGACUCUGGUGGCCACGGCACCGUUAACUAACCUUGCAGUCGCAGUGCAACUGGACCCUUCCCUUCCCAAGAAGCUAAAGGCUCUGUACAUCAUGGGAGGCAACAUUGAGUCCAGGGGUAACACCACAACAUGCGGGGAGUUCAACUUUGUUGCUGACACAGAGGCCGCCUAUGUUGUUUUGGAACGCUACACUUGUCCCACCACCAUCGCUUCCUGGGAGUUCACCUGCAGUAACAGCCUGCCAUGGUCCUUUUGUGACCAGUGGCUUUCUCUGAAGACUGAGAAAGCUGCCUUCAUGAAAAACAUUUCAUGCCUCUCCAGGACGAAAUCUCAGUCAGCGGACUACCAGAAGGAAAUCACAGCAGGACAAGGCUUCAAUGCUUGCGACACCUAUGCCCUGGCCGCCGCCAUCAAUAACUCCCUCGUCACAGAGAGUGAGCAGGUGGCUGUGACAGUGGAGCUGGACGGGGCCUGCACCCGAGGCAUGAUGGUGUUGGAUUACAUGGACCUGCUGAAGAAGAAACACAAGGUCACCAUCAUGAAGAAAGUCGACUUGGAGAAGUUUAAGCAGAUGCUCACCAAUUCACUCAAGUAGAGUGACUUGCAACAGCCAAGAUGGGAACAUUGAAAUGUGUUUCAUAAGUCAAAUAAAAUCGUGAUUCAAAAAAGAA
This is a messenger RNA of Hippocampus comes (tiger tail seahorse), 1330 nucleotides long. RefSeq names its product inosine-uridine preferring nucleoside hydrolase-like. The transcript has 9 exons. Gene Ontology annotation, molecular function: hydrolase activity, hydrolyzing N-glycosyl compounds. NCBI's taxonomy places the organism in Eukaryota, Metazoa, Chordata, Actinopteri, Syngnathiformes, Syngnathidae. The coding region runs from base 298 to 1254 and encodes 318 amino acids. The record is from RefSeq and is a predicted model, not a curated record.